This is a messenger RNA of Trifolium pratense (red clover), 5853 nucleotides long. Its product is annotated as DDT domain-containing protein PTM. The transcript has 10 exons. The record is from RefSeq and is a predicted model, not a curated record. Lineage: Eukaryota; Viridiplantae; Streptophyta; Magnoliopsida; Fabales; Fabaceae. Bases 320 to 5254 code for a protein of 1644 amino acids.
GGCUUUGACCCACUUCGACUUGGAAGAGAGAGAGAAUAGCGUUUAGAUUUGGUGCCCAACUUCCGCACCCAUUUUCUCUCUCUAUAUUUCCCAUUUCCCAUUGCGUGUGUUUUGCGUCCUUCAUUUUCUUUCAUUUCUCAAUUUCUCUAUUUUUUCUUCACUUCGAGGGUUUUUCUCUAUUCUCACUUCUCUGUUAUUAUUCCUCUCGAAUCUUCUUUUUUUUUUCUUCAAUUUUUUAAAUUAAUUUUCCCUCUCAAUUCCUCUUCACAGAGAUCACAUCACCGUUUGUUACGAUCACAGUGUCGUUAUUCUGCCGGCGAUGGAAUUCGUCGGAAAAACCGUUCGGAAAGAGGUGAACGGAGUUGGAAUUCUCACCGGAACUGUCAAAUCUUACGAUUCGUCGUCGGGUUUGUUGGAGAUCCUUUUCGAAGGCGGUCAUUGUGAGGAGAUGGAAGUUUCUGAGGUUGCUUCGCUGCUGGAAAUUCAACCGGAGCUUACUGAGGUCAAAGUUCAGGUCGGUCGGAAACCUAAAAAACGACGCCGUGUUGAGCUGAGUGGCGAAACGACGUCGAGUUCAGGUAAUGUUAGUGAUGAUUUGGUGGCGGGUAGUGAAUUUAGCGGGAUUUUGAAUGGUGAUGAUUCUAGUGGCGGGAAUGAUGGGGAUGUUGUGGGUAAUGUAAAUGGGACUAGUGGGAGUUUGGAGAAACUAGGAAAUGGAAAUGGGUUUGGUUUAGGAGAAAUUUUGAAUUUGAAUGAAAAUGAGGGUGUUUCUGAUAAUAAUGAUGAUGAUAAUAGUAAUGGAAUUUGUGUUAAAGAUGGUAUUGAUUUGAAUGCUAGGCUUAAUUUAAAUGAGGAUAUUAAUCUGAAUGAUGUGUGUGAUUCCGAUUUACCGCCUUUUAAUAACGCGGGUAGUGUGGAGAGAAGAGAUUGUAUUGAUUUGAAUUUGGAUGUGAGUGUUGAGGAGGGCGUGAACUUGGAUGUGAAUUCGGGAGGUGAAAUUUUGCGGCGGGAAUUUGAUUUGAAUGUGGGUGUGUGUGAAGAGGUUAAGGAAGCUCAGGGUUGUGCCGGUGGAAAUGGAUAUUCCGAGGUAGAUGGUGAGAUGGGGCAGAUUCGAGAAGAAGAGUCAGAUGUUAAGCACAUAUAUAUGGAAGCUGAUGGUGGUUGUGGUAAUUUGAAUUGUGCCUCUGAUGGUAUCAAAUUGGAGGAACUUAAUGUUUCGGCUGGGAAUGUAGCUGAAGAAGGUUUGAUCGAGGAAAAGGAAGGUCAUGAUGGCAAAGAAAAUGUGGCGGCUAUUGACUCUCUUCGGGUUUCGGAUGCUGUUUCUGUUAUGGAUUGUGAUUAUGUUUCUUCUGAAGCUGCUGUUGCCGUAGUUAAUCAAUACCAAGAUGAUCCAGCAAGUCCGCGCAAACAAGGAAUUAGUCAAAGGAAGAGAAGAAAAGUGUCAGAUAAUCUAAAAUCCACCCCGGACACGGCUUUGAGGAGGAGUUCUCGCCGGACAUCAGCAAGAAAUCAGGUUUCAAGUGAAGUAUCAGGGAAGGGGACUGAUGAUCCUUUGUCAUCCUUGGAAACCAGUGUAACAGAAGAAAAACCUUCGAUGCCUGGAAAUGAGAAAUAUGAACAGUGCAAUGUUCCUAUACCGAAGCUGCAAUUACCCCCUUCUUCUCAAAAUUUGAAUUUAGAUGGCAUUCCUGUCAUUGAAUUUUUUUCUGUUUAUUCUUGUUUAAGAUCAUUCAGUACCUUGUUAUUUUUGAGUCCGUUUGAGUUGGAAGAUCUUGUAGCUGCACUUAAGUCUGAAAUCCCUAGUGUAUUAUUUGACAGCAUUCAUGUUUCUAUUUUGCAAACUCUGAAAAUGCAUUUGGAAUUCCUUUCCAGUGAGGGUUGCCAAUCUGCAUCCAUUUGCCUGAGGAAUCUUAACUGGGAUUUCUUGGACCUUGUCACAUGGCCCAUGUUCAUGGCCGAGUACCUUCUGAUUCACAGUUCACAGUUCAAAACUAGUUUUGAUGCUAACCACUCAAUGUUCGAAACUGACUACUACAAACAACCUGUCACUUUGAAGCUUGAGAUUCUUCAGUACCUGUGCGAUGAUAUGAUUGAAGCAGACACCAUAAGGUCAGAACUUAACAGAAGAUCUUUGGUAACAGAGUCUGGUAUGGAUUUUGAUCAGAAUAUUUAUUUCGACACUUGCAAGAAAAAAAGAGCUGUCACAGAUCUUUCUGGUGGAUCUUGCUUGACUGAGGAGAUUGUGGAUGACACAACUGACUUGAACAGUGAUGAAUGUUGCCUCUGCAAGAUGGACGGAAAUUUAAUAUGCUGUGAUGGUUGCCCUGCUGCAUUCCACUCUAGGUGUGUCGGGCUUGCAAGUGACAGUCUGCCUGAAGGUGACUGGUAUUGUCCCGAGUGUGCUAUUGGAACACAUCGGGCUUCGAGGAAAUCACGAAGGUCACUCCGAGGAGCAGACUUGUUGGGGACGGAUCCUCACGGCUGUCUUUAUUUUGAUAGCUGUGGUUACCUGUUAGUUUCAAACUCAUCAGAUGCAGGAUCCUUGUUCAAGUACUACCAUAGAAAUGAUAUAUCCGUUGUAGUUGAAGUUCUAAAGUCUAUGGAGACUUUAUAUGGAGACUUAUUAAUGGCUAUCUACAAGCAUUGGGAUAUUCCGGCUGACUUAAAUGCAGGGGCUAGUAAUUUGGCAUUCUUCAAUCAAAGUUCCCGCAAGAACAUGCAAAAAACAGCUGAAUAUUAUGCUAUGCCUACAUCUGUAGCACCUUUUACUUCUUCAGAAACGUUUAUUGACAAGAAUCUGGUUGAUGAUCAGAAAAAGUUGGAGAAAAAUUCAACUAUUGACUGUUGUAGUCAUGAUGGCCAAGAGUUUCCAAAAACUGGGAACCAAUUAGACUCAACAAUAGAAAGUCCUUGUAUUGCCUCAGAAGGAUCAGCUGAUACCGCACAAAUCAUAGGUGUUAGCAAUACCCCCUAUACGGGCAAUAAGGAUUCAUCACAAGCCCCAUGUGGGACCGACUACAUAAACUAUUAUAGCUUUGCCAGGGUGGCCUCAUUAGUUGCACAGGAGUUGUUGAUAUGCAAGUCACAAGAAAAGAUCAAUAAAAAUAUUGUAAUGACUGAAGAAGAAAUAAUUUCAGACCAAACAAAGUCCAUCAUGAAGAAGUCCACCGACUUUUGUUGGCCAAGUAUUCAAAUCCUGAGCGCAGCUGCCCAAAAGGAAAAAUGUGGGUGGUGCUUUUCUUGCAAGGUUGCAAAUGAUGACAGAGAUUGCUUGUACAUUUCUUUGGUGAAACCUCUUUAUGAAGUGUCUAAAAGUGCUUCAGCUAGGCUUCAACCCAUGAAUAUCCAGAAUGGACAUCUUAGAGAGAUAAUAUGUCUUAUUUUCUCUCUUGAGGUUCGAUUGCGGGGUCUUUUAUUGGGUCCAUGGUUGAAUCUGCAUCAAACAGAUCUUUGGCAUAAUAAUCUUUUGAAGUCAUCUGAUCUUCUUCCUGUUAAACGAUUAUUGCUUCUUUUGGAGUCCAAUUUGAGUGAUCGUGCACUUUCAGCCGAUUGGUUAAAGCAUGUAGAUUCUGUAGUUACUAUGGGAUCUGCUUCCCAUAUUGUGGUCAGUUCAUCACGCGCAUCCUCAAGGCAGGGCAUUGGAAAGAAAAGAGCCAGGCAAUCAGAUAUUGAAUCCAGUUCAUCUUCAAAGACUACUGGUGGUUUGGGAAUGUAUUGGUGGAGAGGUGGUAGGCUUUCGCGAAAGUUGUUUAAUUGCAAGGUCCUGCCUCGCUCCUUUGUUACCAAGGCUGCUAGACAAGCUGGGUCUACAAAGAUACCGGGUAUUUUAUAUCCUGAAAAUUCAGACUUUGUAAAGAGAAGCAGAUGUGUUGCCUGGCGAGCUGCUGUUGAGAUGUCAACAAGUGUUGAGCAGCUGGCUUUACAGGUUAGAGAACUCUAUUCAAACAUAAAGUGGCAUGAUAUUGAGAAUAACCAUCCUCUAUAUGUAUUAGACAAGGAAUCUAAAAAAUCAGCCAGGCUAUUCAAAAAAGCAAUUGUACGCAGGAAGUGCACGGAUGGACAAUCUGCGAAAUACCUUCUUGAUUUUGGGAAGAGAAGGGCUAUUCCGGAUAUUAUUAUUAAACACGGUUCUUUUUUGGAGGAACCCUCAAGUGAGAGGAAAAAAUAUUGGCUGAACGAGUCUUAUGUUCCUUUGCAUCUUUUAAAGAAUUUUGAGGAAAAAAGAAUCGUCCGCCAGUCCAAUGAUAAGAAAAAUGGAAAAAUUCUUGAGCUUGAUAGUGUAAAGAGGGAUCCUCAACAAAGGGGUUUUUCAUAUUUGUUUUCCAGAAUGGAAAGAUCUGAUUGUCAUCUGUGUGGGCAUUGCAAAAAAGAUGUUCCAAUAAGGGAAGCUGUGAGUUGCCUUUAUUGCAAAGGAUAUUUCCACAAGAGGCAUAUCAGGAAAUCUAGUGGCACAAGAGCUACAGAAUGCACAUAUUCAUGUCACAGAUGCCAGAGUGGGUUGCAUGUAAAGGCUAAUACUAAUAGUACGAAAGUUGGCUCAAAACGGCAGAAGAUUCAACCACAGAAUUGUAAAAGUGCUCCUUUGGUUUGUAAAUCAGUGAACCUUAAAGGCAAUAAAAAGGCAGCAAGCAAGGUGCGGCAGGUGGUAUCUCGAAACAAUAAGAAGAUCCAAUCAAUUGUACCUCUUCGUCGUUCUACUAGGAAAGCCAAAUCCUUGUAUUUGCGCACUCAAAUAAUGGGAGGACGUAAAAAAGGAACACAAGGUAAAAAGAAUGUAGGGCGUAAAAAAGGAAAGCAAAGUAAAUCCAAGAAGGUGACAUCUCAAAAGCCCAAGGAAACUACUGGUCAACUUAAGAAGUUUCCCGUUGCUACAUCACAUAAGAAAAGAAUGCAACCUUCUAACAGUUACUGGCUUAAUGGUCUUAAGUUUUCUAGAAAGCCAAAUGAUGAACGAGUAAUGCUUUUUAAAGAGAAAAAGCAUAUUAUCUCAGAUGUUCUUACUGGUUCCUUUGAUUGUCCUAAAUGCUGCCUUUGUUGUGGAGAUGGAUCCACUUCAAAUUAUAUUGCUUGUGAAAUCUGUGGAGAUUGGUUUCAUGGGGAUGCUUUUGGUCUCACUGUAGAGAAUGCCGAACAACUUAUUGGGUUUAGGUGCCAUGUUUGUCGUAGUAGGGAUGCUCCGAUCUGUCCCCAUGUGAAGAUUAAUGCAUUGUCUGACACUGAGCCCAAUGCUGCAAUUGAGUGUGCCGAGGAAUGAUCUAAUCGUGUUUCUUUCUAACCUUUGAGUGAGGUUUAACAAUUUGCUUUGACAAGACUGGGUUGGACAUCAGAUGGUGGCUUGUAGGGUUAUUUUUCUCCCUGCAAGGAUAUGGUGGCAAAUGUUUAUUUUUGUUGUAAAAUAUCAAAUUUUCUUACUUAUAUAGCUGUAAGAGGAAAGGUUGCUUUACCGGCUUCUGCUCAGACUGCUCCGAUGGCUUCUGUUUCAAUCUUCUUGGCAAGAGAGAAGGAUGAAGAAACCACAAGCAUGAUAGUGUAGUGCAGAAAGGCUGAAGAUAGUUGCAAUCAGGGCAUGCACAUAGAAUUCAUACAUCAAUUGCAUUCAUGAUUUUUAUUCAUUGUUGCUGCAUUUUUUUAAUUUAGGGUUUUCCCCCGUCUUGACUGAUUCCUCUCAAAUCAACUUUUGUAGGAAUCAGUAACCGCAACUGAUUUUUAUGGGGAGGUUUUUGCUAGUUUGCCGUUUUCUAAUUGGUGAACCCUAGUAUGGGGAGUUAUAGGAAUUACUUUGGAUUUUUCUUUCUUUUGAAACAAGGAAUUACUUUUAUUUUUUUUUGAAACAAGGAAUUACUUUGGAUGGCA